Molecule: messenger RNA, 5957 nt
Organism: Folsomia candida
Lineage: Eukaryota; Metazoa; Arthropoda; Collembola; Entomobryomorpha; Isotomidae
Gene: bel
Product: putative ATP-dependent RNA helicase Pl10
Exons: 10
Coding region: 117-2417 (766 amino acids)
Biological process (GO): gamete generation; cell differentiation
Cellular component (GO): P granule; nucleus
Molecular function (GO): ATP binding; RNA helicase activity; RNA binding
Source: RefSeq, a predicted model, not a curated record
UGAAAUCUAUUCCUUCUUCUCUCCCCGAUAGCCAUUUUGUACGGACGAAUUUCCCAAACUGUGCACAAUUUUGAAAGAAAUUUCAAACAAUUUCCACAAAACUCUUCUAACAAAUUAUGAGUUAUGCACCACACAAUGGAGCCGGUCUCGAGCAGCAGUUGGCUGGUCUAGACUUGAACGGACAAGGUGUCGGAGUUCUUCAUCAACGCUAUGUUCCCCCCCACAUGAGAAAUGGCUCAGGUGGUGGCUCAGGUGAAUACGCCGAUUUUCCCAAAGGAGCCCCCGAAUUUAUCCAGCAACAACAGCAACCCCCUCCACCACAACAAUUCCAACAACAACCUCCUCCCCAAAUGCAGCAGCAAAUGUACGCCGCUGCGCAAGCCUACGUUCCCCGAGGAGGAAGUGGACCCCCUCGUGGUGCAAAUGGAAUGAGCCGUGGAGGCGGCUAUGUUCCCGGAGGUCGAGGUGGUUACAACAAUCAGAACGGCUUUGCUGCCAACGGUGAUGGAGGAAACCAAUGGAGCAAUGGUGGCAGUGGUGGUGGGUAUCAAGGAGGAUAUUCGCGCGGUGGGGCCGGCGGUGGAAGAGGCGCACCUCGCGGUGGCGGAUACCAAAAUGGGGGCGGCGCUGCUCCCGGAGGUGGUGGCGGUUGGAGCAAUGGCUACGCCGCGGCGGGUAACGGGGCUGCCCCACCGGUCAGAAAUAAUAGAUGGAAUGAAGAAGGGGGACAAUCCAGCUACCGUGGAGGUGGUGCUGGUGUCGGAGGCGGUCGAAAUUUCAGCUACGCUGGAUACAAUAGCACCAAAGGAUACACUUUUAGUGGAAAUAUGGAAGAUUUCAAAUGUCUUCUGCCCAAAGAUGACCGGAUCGAGGCGGAACUUUUCGCUACGGGAAAUACAGGAAUCAACUUUGACAAGUAUGAAGAUAUCCCGGUGGAGGCGACGGGAGAUGCUUGUCCUCCUCACAUUAACAGUUUUGACGAAAUCGAGUUCUCAGAGAUCGUCCGGACAAAUAUUACGUUGGCUCGUUACACGCAUCCCACUCCAGUGCAGAAAUACGCCAUCCCGAUCGUGAUGGGUGGCCGAGACGUGAUGGCAUGUGCGCAAACAGGAUCGGGAAAAACUGCAGCAUUUUUGGUCCCGAUUUUGAACAGUAUAUUUGAGCGUGGACCUGAGCUGUUUAGCUUUCAGCCGAAAGCAUACGCCAGAAAAUCUAAACAAUUCCCGGUGGCUCUUGUUUUAGCACCAACCCGUGAAUUAGCGACUCAGAUUUAUGUAGAAGCAAGAAAGUUUGCUUAUCGGUCUCGUGUUCGACCCUGCGUCGUCUAUGGCGGAGCACCGAUUGAAGAACAACUUCGUGACUUGGAACGAGGAUGUCAAAUCUUGGUAGCAACGCCUGGACGAUUGACGGACAUGUUAAAACGUGAUCGCGUAGGACUUGACAAUUGUAGAUAUUUAGUAUUAGAUGAAGCAGAUCGCAUGUUGGAUAUGGGUUUCGAGCCCCAAAUUCGUGAAAUCGUCGAGGGCAAUACGAUGCCCAAAACUGGAGAACGACAAACGUUGAUGUUCUCCGCUACGUUUCCAAAGGAAAUUCAGAUGCUGGCUCGUGACUUUUUGGAUAAUUACAUUUUCUUGGCUGUUGGGCGUGUUGGAUCCACUUCUGAGAACAUUACGCAGAAAAUCUUGUGGGUGGAGGAGCAUGACAAGCGAGCAUAUCUUUUGGAUCUGCUAAAUGCAUCUGAAGCAUUUGACGACAAGAAUCUUACCCUCGUUUUCGUCGAAACUAAGCGAGGAGUCGACCAACUGUCUGACUACUUGAUGUCGGAAGGAUUCCCUGCAACCUCAAUUCAUGGAGAUCGGAGUCAGCGAGAUCGUGAAGAAGCUUUAAGAUAUUUCCGGGCUGGAAGACUCCCAAUUUUGAUCGCUACUGCGGUGGCAGCUCGAGGAUUAGAUAUUCCUCAUAUUAAGCACGUCAUAAACUUUGACUUGCCCUCUGACAUUGAAGAAUACGUUCACCGAAUUGGACGUACGGGACGAAUGGGGAAUCUUGGAUUGGCAACCUCAUUCUUUAACGACAAGAACAAGAAUCUUGUCCGAGAUUUGGUGGAACUCGUGGCAGAGACCAAACAAGAAAUGCCCACGUGGCUCGAGAUGAUCAACAAUGAGAUGCGGUCUUCUUUCGGUGGCGGUGCAGCCAACCGUCGUGGCGGCCCCAAACGAUAUGGUGGAGGUGGAUUUGGCGCAAGGGAUUAUCGUCAGUCUCAUGGACGUGGAGGUGGUGGCGGAGGCGGUGGACAUCAACCCAGCCGUGGUUAUGGCGGUUAUCCUCCACAACCCGCCUACCCAAUGUAUGCCCCCCAAGCUGGCUACGGUGGAUCGUACAACUCUGGAUCUACCACGGACUGGUGGGACAAAUAAAUUACAAACAAUUCAAUUCCGAAUACCUAUUUCGAAAAAUAUUUGGGCAAGUAUCAAAAUUUUGUCGUCCACUCUGUCGUGUAGAGAAAAGGAAAGAAACUUACAUACUCUACUUCCUCUCCUUACAAAACAUACUUAAGUUACCCAUUAAUUUUACUAUAUACUACCGUUUGUAAGUUUGUUUGAUAGUAGUAUACAUUCGAGAGUGGACGUUAAUUACUCGAUAACAAAAAAAUUACAUACGAAAACGAACCCUCUGAACCUUUAAUUUUUUUUAUUAGCUUUAAAAAAUAAUAGCAGUAGAAGCAUCAAAAUUUGAAUUUCUCAUUUUACUUACAAUACAAAUCUCUCAACAUUUUUCUCGAAAUGAAUAGGUAUUCGUGCGUUGUUGUUAAUUCAACAUGAAGAAAGAAAAAGUUUGUACACAUAAAAAAAUAAUCCUAUAAGUUUAAAAGCUCCAAGUACUAGACGUAGAAAAAUUUGAAUGUUCUACUUUAGUUAACGUUCUCCUGCUACACAAAUCCACUACUAUAUAUCCUACUAAAUGUACAUAUUAUUAUUAUUAUCAUUAUUAUUACUAUUCUACAAUGGGGAAAUGUUUGCCGUCCCAAAACAAACCACUAUCUCACAUUAUGUGUUCUCAUAGACCCGAGUGCACAAGUCUGUUUAACCGGUUGCAAGGUAUUACAAAAAAUGGGUCUGACUUAACAAAAAUUAAGUUAACCGAUUUAACUCUUUAACGAGAUCAACAAACAAUAACAAAGAAAAAGAAGGAAAGGUGAUCAAAUUUGUCGUUGUUGUCACCUUUUUUUAGGGUGUUUAGUGAAUCAACUCUCUCAUCAGUCAGUCAGUCACUCUCUCAAAAGAAACUAGCUACAGGAUAAUUUUUACUUUUUAAACUCGAAGGAGACUGAUGCGGGCUACAAAAAAAAUAUUCGCGUUCUCGACAGAACUGAAAAUAAUGAAUCAAAAUUUAAAUGUCUGCCUGCCAGCCGUCGUAUCUUCCAAUUUUGAUCUGAAGUGAGUAAAAAAGGGCAGAUAUUUGUGUAAUAGAAGAAGAGCUGUUAAAGAUGGUAUGCAAAAAAGCUCUCUUUUGCAAUCAUGAUAUAUUUGACCACAGUCGUCAUUUUUAUCUACGAUAUCAACUUUCCAUUCCCACUCAAAUCACGUCAUCAUCGCCACGAUGAUGAAGUACACUUAUUAGCAAAACAGAAAUUGAUAACCCGAGUCAAUUUUGUGAGAGAGAAUUAUAAAGAGUUCUCUCUCUCUCUCAAAAAUGGUUACAAAAAUCAUUUACUUACCACAGCUGCAGUAUUUUAUAGCGAGAUGUUCAGAAUACCUUCACUUUUUACGUUGACACAGGUUGAGAUUUUAUACGAAUUGGACCACACACUUGCAAAAAAAAACUUAAUAAUAAUAGUUCAACUUCCUACCAGAAAAAAGAAGGAGGGGAGAAAAUAUUUCGUUUUUUUUUGUGAUAAAACAAAACCGCUAAUGUAUUAUUAGAAAUUAGUAGAAAAUGAAAUUCCAGUCAUCGCACUCGAUAAUUAAUAGUUUCUUUAAAUAUAAAGUCAAAAACACAAUCUCAAUUUACAAGCUAGGCUUUUUUUAAUUAUUUUUAUUAAAUAAUCUGGUGCUACACACAAAUUAGGAUUAGUUGCUGUAAUUGGUUUAAUGAUGAUCUCACAUCGUUUUUCCCAUCAAUAAGCCGCUAGUUUUUUUACAUUUUUUGGUUUAAUUUAUAAAAUUCGAAACCCGAUGCAAAUGCAGAGAGAACAUGAAGAGAGGAGCGAGUCAAUGGAAUCAAAAAGUAAUACAAAAAAGGAGAGUCAUGAGUGUGGAUUCUGACCGAUUUUUGAGCUGCUGCAGUGAUAUAUGGUUGUUUUAGGAAUGAAUGAUUUUUAAAAAUGAAAUACCCACCGUCCUGAUUAUUACGUUUUUUUAUACAAAGAAAGCCAAGCCAGUGAAGUCGUUAUAUGUUGUUCAUUCUUUAUCAUUACCUUUAUUAUAUCAGGUCAGCAACUUUCUAUAAUGCAAAAUGUGAUACUUGACGAUGAUGUUUUAGAAUAUUAAGAGGAGGGGAUGAAGAGGAAAAUUGAAACUCGAAAAAUUUGGUGGGUUUUUUUAGCCACAGGAUUAUACAGACAAAAGUCUUUGAAUUUUGACUAUAAUCACUGCCAUGUUCAUUCAUGUUAACAAAAACGAAUACGAAUCUGAACCAAAAAUAAUGAAUUCUGCUGCCGCAAAAAAAGUGGCAGAUGUGAUAUUGACUGAUUCUCAAACUGUGAUCUCUGCAUUUUUUACACACCUUUUUGCAAUUAAUUAAUAAUAUACUUCUUCAAUGCCAGGUUCACACAUCUGGUCUGAGUUGACGUGCUAAUCAAAAAAUGCGCAGAUUAGGACGUGAACUCUCGUGAAUAUAAUUUCGUGUUGAACACGGAGCUUAUAGUAAUUAUUAAUCUGCAAAAAUAUUAAAAACCAUGAUCUUUCCUAUUACUCUAUUACUACUACUACUACAACUAUCGAUACUGCCUAGCAAUUUUCCUAUACAAAAAGUAAACAGCAUAAUCGUCUUUCUUUAACUCAAUUGUCCGUCGUCGUACUCGAUUAAAGUGAAUCUCUGGUCAAAUAAAUGUGAAGCGUUGAAGCGAAUAUCUCUCUGUCGUCAGUUGUUGUUGGUAUUAUAUAGACAAAAAAACGAUUGGGGAAAGUAGAAAAGAAAGUUGAUUUAAAAAUGAACACAAUUACAAAAACUGUGAUAAAUAUCAUGUAAAAGAGAGCUGAGAAUUGAUCAGUUUUAUUAAAUGGAGAAAUUGACAGUGGUGGUGAAGGAAGGGAGGAAGGAAGAAAUUUGUGGAAAAAGUUGCUGCAACUACUACUACUGAUCUCGUUAAGAAAAAUAUCGGUACUAUUUUACAAGAGUCAGAAAACGUAAUUAAAUUAUUACUUAUUUAAUUCAUCAAUUAUGUAUUGGUGGGUGGGUGGGGGAUUAAUUAACCUGCCUGCACGCCUACCUACCUAACUCUACCCUCUCCUCAAUCAUCAACUAUUUAAAGAGAAAGAAGUAUUGAAUUGUUUUGUUUCUUUGAAAUAAUUUUUUUUGUUAAGUUUUUUUAAUGAUUUAACAAGUACUGAAAAAAAGAAAUUAUAUUUAAUUAUUACUUACAAAAAGCCUGGACUAAAUAUGCACGCACUUUCAUACCGUUAAUGAACACGAAUUCAUCAUUGACGUCGUGUCAGUGUGCGUGCGUGUGGGUGGGGUCUGACUUAAAAGAAAAAAGGGAAAUACACAUUUUAUACGAAAAAAUACACUAUGUGGUUUGCAUAGACUUCUCUCAUCUUCUGAUAAAAAAAACUCAUUGUAAUUUCUUAAAAUCUGCUCACACGGUUAAUGAAAAAAUUCCAUGAUUAAAUGGGGAUGGCAAAAUAUGAUCCUAUAUGUAAUUGGCUCUUUAGCGAAUUAAUACAUAAAAAAAUUGAUAGAAUAUAAUUGCUUUGUAAUCGUUGAAAAAAAAAAUGUAAUGUCCGCAACAAACUAAU